Manihot esculenta (cassava) is the source of this 6814-nucleotide messenger RNA. RefSeq names its product helicase and polymerase-containing protein TEBICHI. Gene Ontology annotation, biological process: DNA-templated DNA replication; double-strand break repair. Gene Ontology annotation, molecular function: DNA binding; DNA-directed DNA polymerase activity; ATP binding. The record is from RefSeq and is a predicted model, not a curated record. NCBI's taxonomy places the organism in Eukaryota, Viridiplantae, Streptophyta, Magnoliopsida, Malpighiales, Euphorbiaceae. Bases 128 to 6658 code for a protein of 2176 amino acids. The transcript is spliced from 27 exons.
GGUCAGUUGGCGCUCGUUGUAAGAAUUUGAACGGUUCGCGACUUCGUGUCAGCGAACACUCGAAGACUCCACCGCGAGAAAAGAAUUAGGGUUCGCGGAUUCGCGGAGAGCUCUCAUUCAUCCGUCCAUGGCGUCUGAUUCGCCUCGGACACGGAUCGAUCAGUUUUUUGCUUCAAAAAAGAGGAAUUCUAUAUCUCCUGGUUUGAAGCAUGGGAGAGUUGAGAAACAUGCAAGGAUAGCAGAAGAAGGGUCUCCCAGUGCAAAGGGCACUUUGGAUAAUUACUUGGUGAAUUCACAAGACCCUAACCAUGAUGCCAAGCUUUCAUCCACGGCUUGUGGUUUGUUGGCCAGGCAAGAUGCAGUCAAGAGAAAUCUGUCGCUGGAGAUCAACAAUAUUUCCAAAGAGGAAAAUAAGGAUCUUUCUUCAUUAGCUAAAAUGGAGUCUCAAACUUCUAAAGGUGUUGAAACAGUUAAGAAGGAAACAUCUCAUGGUUCCUCAAAUGAAGGCAAUAUUGCAUUUGAAGGCCUUGCUGAAGGUUCCUCUGUUUCUAACCAUAGUGCAGAAAACUUGGAAAUAAAAAAGUUUGCAAAUGACUUUUUGUCUUUGUACUGUAGUGAACUCCAGUCAACUGCAACAUCGCCAUCUAAGCCAAAGUUGAAUGACCACAAGAGACCUGGUGGUCAACAGUUGGUGACUGAUGAAGGUAUGGCAUCAAAGAAGAGGCAUUGCAUAAGCAUAGUAUCCCAUUCAGGAGGUGAAACUGCUACCUCUAUCAAGAAAAAGACAGAAAACAAACAAUCUGCUUCUAUUGUGCAAGCUGAAAUGCCUUUUACUAAUGCAUCUGGAGGGCUUGCAGCAAGCUUGAGAAAAUGCACAAGAGCGUCUAACUCAAUUGUUGAUAUGACUGAAUGCUGUACACCUGGUUCAUCAAUUGUACGGGCAUGUGCUCGUGAAACCCCUAGGUCAAUGCGUGGAAGCUCCAUGUUUUCACCAGGAGAAGCAUUCUGGAAUGAAGCAAUUCAAAUUGCUGAUUGUUUAUUUGCUGAAGAUGGUAAUCCUCUUGCCCUUACUGUUGAAGACCUCAUCAAAGGAAGUUGUGGUGACAAGUCAAGGCAAGUUCUGGAUGAAGCAAGCAGCAAAUAUCGGCAGAUGCAAAAUGGUCAUUCUCUUCACUUAAAUGGGACAUAUGUGAGCAUAUCUACUAAAGAAGUGUCUCCCUUGCCUGUCAAGCAUCUUGACUUUUUGUUUGAGGACAAGAACUUGGAUGCAAGUUCCCCUUGCUUCUCUACAAAUAAGGCAAAUGUGCACAAGAGUGGUGAACAAUCUGAAUGUGGUUCUGCAAAUAUCAAAAGCCCCAAAGUGGUUAAAAUGACAACUUAUAAUGAAACACAGACAAAGGAAGAGAUACAUGAAGUACAAGGAACUACGUCUGUUCAUGCAGUGACCAAAAGUGAAGCAGAUUUGAGAAAUCAAGACACUCACAACCUAACAUCAAGUUCACUAGUUCAAGAAGUUGGGAAUUCUGUGGCUAAUAAUAAUUGUGGUGAUGUUGGUACUCCUUCAAGUUUUGAGCUGCUCAAAGACCGAUUAGAUCUUGGCAAUUGGCUUCCUUCUGAAGUAUGCAGCAUAUACAAAAGGAGAGGAAUUUCAAAACUGUAUCCUUGGCAGGUAGACUGUCUUAACGUGGAUGGAGUUUUACAAAGAAGGAAUCUUGUGUACUGUGCAUCUACUAGUGCUGGUAAAAGUUUUGUUGCAGAAAUUUUGAUGCUAAGACGGGUCAUAAUUACUGGGAAAAUUGCACUUCUUGUACUUCCUUAUGUAUCAAUUUGUGCAGAAAAGGCUGAACAUCUGGAGAGCCUUUUGGAACCACUUGGUAAGCAUGUCCGGAGUUACUAUGGAAACCAAGGUGGUGGAACACUUCCUAAAGAUACUUCUGUAGCUGUUUGCACAAUAGAGAAAGCAAACUCAUUAAUAAAUAGACUGCUGGAAGAGGGCCGUUUAUCAGAAAUUGGAAUCAUUGUGAUAGAUGAACUGCACAUGGUUGGUGAUCAGAGUAGGGGUUAUCUUUUGGAACUUUUGCUGACAAAGCUUCGUUAUGCUUCUGGUGAAGGCAAUUCAGAAUCUAGCAGUGGGGAAAGCUCAGGUACAAGCAGUAAGGGUGAUCCUGCUCAUGGUCUACAAAUUGUUGGGAUGAGUGCAACCAUGCCAAAUGUGGCAGCAGUUGCUGAUUGGCUUCAAGCAGCAUUAUACCAGACAGAUUUCCGACCUGUUCCACUAGAGGAAUUUAUUAAAGUUGGCAACACUAUUUAUGACAAGAAAAUGGAUAUUGUCAGAACAAUUCCAAGAGCAGCUGACCUUGGUGGUAAAGAUCCAGACCAUAUUGUGGAACUGUGCAAUGAGGUUGUUCAAGAGGGUCAUUCAGUGUUAAUAUUUUGCUCAAGCCGAAAAGGAUGUGAAUCGACUGCCAAGCACAUUUCAAAGUUCUUGAAGCAAUUUACUGUUAACAUUCAGAAUAGUAGUGAUUUUCUUGAUAUUUCUUCAGCUAUUGAUGCAUUGAGAAGAUGCCCUGUGGGGUUGGAUCCUACAUUAGAAGAAACUUUUCCUUCUGGUGUUGCAUAUCAUCAUGCUGGCCUCACAGUUGAGGAAAGAGAAAUUAUAGAAAGUUGCUACCGCAAAGGCCUUCUACGCGUCUUAACUGCUACUUCUACUUUAGCUGCUGGAGUUAACCUCCCUGCCAGGAGGGUCAUUUUUCGACAGCCUAGGAUAGGUCGUGAUUUUAUUGAUGGGACAAGGUACAGACAGAUGGCAGGUCGGGCUGGUCGGACUGGAAUUGACACUAAAGGAGAAAGUAUACUUAUUUGCAAACCUGAAGAACUCAAAAGAAUUAUGGGAUUGCUUAAUGAAAGCUGUCCACCUUUGCAGUCUUGUCUCUCUGAAGAUAAAAAUGGAAUGACUCAUGCAAUUUUGGAAGUUGUGGCUGGUGGAAUUGUUCAAACUGCUAAUGAUAUUCAUCGAUAUGUUAGAUGCACUCUUUUAAAUUCUACUAAACCAUUCAGAGAUGUUGUGAAAUCAGCGCAGGAUUCUCUUCGGUGGUUGUGCCACAGAAAAUUUCUUGAAUGGAGUGAUGAUACGAAGUUAUAUAGCACCACACCACUUGGACGUGCAGCUUUUGGUAGUUCUCUUUGUCCUGAAGAAUCACUGAUUGUGCUGGAUGACCUUUCCAGAGCAAGAGAAGGAUUUGUGCUUGCAUCUGACUUGCAUCUUGUGUAUUUAGUCACGCCAAUCAAUGUUGAAGUUGAGCCAGAUUGGGAACUGUAUUAUGAGAGGUUCAUGGAGCUGUCUCCUCUUGAUAAGUCUGUUGGAAAUCGAGUUGGAGUUUUGGAACCAUUUUUGAUGCGUAUGGCACAUGGAGCACCUAUGCGCACAUUGAACAGGCCUACCAAGAAUAUGAAAGAGUUGCAUGGAAAGUUAGAAACUCGACAUAGGAAUUCAAACAACAAUGUGAUUUCAGAGGAGCAAUCACUUCGAGUUUGCAGACGAUUUUAUGUUGCUCUUAUCCUAUCAAGACUGGUCCAGGAAACACCUGUAGCUGAGGUUUGUGAAGCUUUCAAGGUUGCUAGAGGCAUGGUUCAAGCCUUACAAGAAAAUUCUGGAAGGUUUGCUUCCAUGGUUUCUUUGUUUUGUGAAAGACUUGGAUGGUAUGAUUUGGAAGGCUUGGUUGCAAAGUUCCAAAAUCGUGUUUCUUUUGGAGUGAGAGCAGAGAUUGUGGAGCUUACCACUAUUCCAUAUGUUAAGGGUUCUCGAGCAAGAUCAUUGUAUAAAGCAGGGUUGCGUACACCCCUCGCGAUUGCUGAAGCUUCUAUUUCUGAAAUAGUUAGAGCACUUUUUGAAUCCACAUCAUGGGCUGCUCAAGAGGGUUCAGCGCAGAGACGCAUACAAUUGGGAGUUGCGAAGAAAAUUAAGAAUGGAGCUCGAAAAAUUGUCCUUGAUAAAGCUGAAGAGGCAAGGGCUGCUGCUUUCUCAGCUUUUAGAUCUCUUGGGCUCAGUGUCCCACAGUUUUCUCAACCCUCAUUACUGAAUGCUUCUAUAAAUGUGGUUGAGCAAGGUAAUACAAGUAAAUUAUCUGGAGAUGACACCACUAAUAGCUUUCUUUGUUUAGAACAAAGAGACCAUGUUUCACCUGUCCUGUGCAUAGAAGGUGGAAAGAAUUCUGCUAAAGUCACUUUGGAAAGUGGGAUCAAGUUGAUGGAAACAAAAGAUGUUGACUUGGUGGCUCCAGUAGAGGUAAAAUCCUCUGAUCUGGUGCAACAGAACUGUGGUUUUGCAAAUUCUAUAAUGCCCUUUGAAAAGUCUUUGACCCUUGGUACUGAGCUGGAUUCUACUAGUAACCAUAACCACAACCAUACUACUAGCGACCAUAACCCAAAUGAAGUUGUGGUCCUAUCUGUAAAGUCAGGACAAGAUGGUGAUGGCACUGAAAUACAUGGCAUAAAUAUUCAUUCUGAUGUACAUGAACAGUGUAGUAGAGAGAGUUUAUGUGGUGGCAACAUGGAUAGCGCCUGGGAGAAGGGCCCUAUUAAUGCAAGUAAUACUCCUGGUGGAUUUGAUUCUUUCUUGGCUCUCUGGGACACUGCCCAAGAAUUCUAUUUUGACCUCCAUUACAAUAAAAGAUCUGAAGUAAAUUCCAUCACACCCUUUGAAAUACAUGGUAUGGCCAUCUGUUGGGAAAACUCUCCUGUGUACUAUGUCAAUCUUCCGAAAGAUCUCCUGUGGACUGAGAACCAUAGGAAUGCUCUACUCGAUGAGAAUUGGUUAGAGAUAGUUAGGCAUAGAUGGAUCCGGAUUGGUGAAAUAAUGGGGAAGAGAGAGGUCAAAAAAUUCACUUGGAAUCUGAAAAUUCAGAUUCAGGUGCUCAAGAAAGCUGCAGUUUCCAUUCAGAGUUUUGGCUGCAUGAAUCUUUCUAAAAGUUUGGAUCUUGAACUCCUGGAUAGUUCACACUUCUUGUUGUCCCCAAUUAAUAUUAAAGAAGGAAUUGACAUGUGUGUUGUGGCAUGGGUUCUUUGGCCUGAUGAGGAGAGAAGCUCUAAUCCAAACUUGGAGAAGGAAGUCAAGAGAAGGUUACCCAGUGAGGCUGUUGCAGCUGCUAAUCGGAAUGGAAGGUGGAAGAAUCAGAUGCGUAGAGCUGCUCAUAAUGGUUGCUGUCGUCGUGUUGCACAAACACGAGCUCUGUGCGCUGUUCUUUGGAAGUUACUUGUUUCUGAGGGACUUUUUGAACCGCUUAACAAUAUUGAGAUCCCAUUGGUUAAUGUUCUUGCUGAAAUGGAGCUUUGCGGGAUAGGUGUUGACAUGGAAGGAUGCCUUCAAGCUCGUAAAGUGCUGGGGAGAAAGCUAAGGAGUCUCGAGAAGAAGGCCUAUGAACUGGCUGGCAUGACAUUCUCACUGUAUACAGCAGCAGAUAUUGCAAAUGUGCUGUAUGGGCACUUGAAGCUGCCCAUACCAGAAGGGCAUGGUAAAGGGAAACUGCAUCCAAGUACUGACAAACAUUGUUUGGAUUUGUUAAGAAAUGAGCAUCCUAUUAUUCAAGUCAUUAAAGAGCACCGGACAUUAGCAAAGCUUUUAAACUGUACACUGGGUUCGAUAUGCUCACUGGCUAGGAUAUCUAUGAGGACACAGAAGUACACACUACAUGGUCACUGGCUCCAGACAUCUACAUCAACUGGACGGCUUUCAAUGGAAGAACCUAAUCUUCAGUGUGUUGAGCAUAUGGUUGAAUUCAGCAUGGGUGUGGAUGAAAAUGGACGUGAUGAUGAUUGUAAUCAUUAUAAAAUAAAUGCUCGUGACUUCUUUGUUCCUACUCAGGACAAUUGGCUACUGUUAACAGCAGAUUAUUCUCAAAUAGAAUUGCGCCUGAUGGCUCACUUCUCUAAAGAUGCCUCAUUAAUUGAACUCCUCAGUAAUCCACAUGGUGAUGUUUUCACCAUGAUGGCAGCAAGAUGGACUGGGAAGCCAGAAGAUUCUGUUGCAUCAGAUGAGAGAGAUCAGACGAAAAGAUUGGUGUACGGAAUCCUUUAUGGAAUGGGUGCCAACACUCUUGCAGAACAGCUGAAUUGCAGUUCAGAGGAAGCUGCAGAAAAAAUUAAAAGCUUCAAAGGUUCUUUUCCUGGCGUUGCUUUGUGGCUCCUUGAAGCAGUUGGUUCCUGCCGUAGAAAUGGUUAUGUGGAGACCCUCAUGGGAAGAAAGCGCUUCUUGUCAAAAAUAAAAUAUGGCAACAGUAAAGAAAAAUCAAAAGCUCAAAGACAAGCAGUUAAUUCUAUCUGUCAGGGAUCUGCUGCUGAUAUAAUUAAGAUUGCAAUGAUAAAUAUAUACUCUGUGAUUGUCGGAGUUGAUUGCCCUGAAUCUAGCUCUUCACUUGCAACUAAGUUUCACAUGCUGAAGCAGCGGUGCCGAAUUCUUCUGCAGGUACAUGAUGAAUUAGUCUUGGAAACAGAUCCCUCUGUGAUAGAGGAAGCUGCAUCAUUGUUACAAAUUAGCAUGGAAAGUGCUGCAUCUCUUCUUGUUCCUUUGCAAGUCAAACUAAAGGUUGGAAGAACAUGGGGUUCUUUGAAGCCUUUCGAGGUCGGUCAAUGUAAAAUGGAAGUUCUUGUGCUUGAUUCUUAAGGAAGAUGGUCCUUGAAUGAAGAGUUUAAAGGGGGUUCAAUUUUUGUUUCCAAAAGGAACAGCACAUAUGAUCCCAUGGUAAUCCUUGUGUGUUUCACCAUUAGUUGAUCAUUUAGAUCACGGAGGGCAAUUUCUGCUGGUUAUUCUUUCAUAUGG